AUGACCAUGCUCGCAGCCCAGGUCGCGGAAUGGGGCGCCUCUCCAAAGGCCGUCCAGGUGCCGCUGCCCGCCACGCCGACCGACGACUCUAUGGUCCAAAUCCGCGUCCGCGCAGCAGGCCUACAUCAACUCGUCCGCACCCGUGCCGCUGGAAAGCACUACACAGCCGUCUCUCUGCCGCACACACCUGGCGUGGACGGCACUGGAGUUGAUGUGAGCACCGGCAAGCAGGUUUACUUUAACACGCUGGGCGCUGGAACGGGCACCUUCGCCGAGCUGGUCAAUGUGCCACGGAGCAGCGUCGCCGAACUGCCGAGCGGGGUGGAUGCCGUGCAGGCAGCGGGGCUGAUGAACCCCGUCAUGAGCAGCUGGAUGGCGCUACGGCAGAGAGUCGAUUUUAUCAAGAGUGGCCAGAAGAAGGACUGGUCGUGCUUCAUCUUGGGGGCCACGAGCAUGAGCGGUAAAUUGGCCAUCAAAGUGGCCAGGAUGCUCGGAGCGACCCGAGUCAUCGGCGCUGGGAGGAACGAAGCCGCACUGAAGACGCUCGGCCUAGAUGAGAUUAUCGUUUUGAAAGAAACCCCCCUAGACACAGACUUCGGUGUCGCCGCAGACGUCGACGUGGUGCUAGACUACCUCUACGGGCCGUGGAUCGGCGCCUAUCUCGGCUCGCCGACGACGCGCGCGGGCACGACGCCGCUCACCUGGGUGUGCAUCGGGUCGAUGGCCGGGCUGGACGGCGCGGUGCCGGCGGCGGGGCUGCGGCAGCGGGACGUGUCGGUGCGGGGCUCCGGGCCGGGCGCUUGGAGCACCGAGACGCUGGACGCCGAGGCUGCGGGCAUGCUGGGCGUGUUGGACGGCGUGCGGGAGGAGGGUAUCCGCGAGGUGCGCAUGGAGGAUGUCGAGGCCGAGUGGACGAGCGGCGGCAAGGGAAGGGUUAUAUUUGUGCUGGGGGAUGUGAAGGGGGAGCUGUGA
Molecule: messenger RNA, 972 nt
Organism: Ilyonectria robusta
Lineage: Eukaryota; Fungi; Ascomycota; Sordariomycetes; Hypocreales; Nectriaceae
Exons: 1
Coding region: 1-972 (323 amino acids)
Molecular function (GO): oxidoreductase activity
Source: RefSeq, a predicted model, not a curated record